This is a messenger RNA of Carassius carassius (crucian carp), 2910 nucleotides long. RefSeq lists its product as uncharacterized. The transcript has 2 exons. The record is from RefSeq and is a predicted model, not a curated record. Bases 441 to 1550 code for a protein of 369 amino acids. NCBI's taxonomy places the organism in Eukaryota, Metazoa, Chordata, Actinopteri, Cypriniformes, Cyprinidae.
UCUCCUGUGAUCCUGCACUUGUGUUGCCUGAUACUGAUUCUGCACUCAUUAGUACUAUAUCGGUCUGUGAAGAACCUCCACUCUCAUUCAUACCACCAGUCCACCAAACCUCUACAAACACUUCCUGUGCAUAUGGGCAGGUACCGCAAACUGCUACUGUCGAGGAUACAAGAAAACAGCAUGAGUUGCUUCUUCUUGCUUUAAAACUCAAGCAUGGACUGACUGAUGAAGCUUUAGAAGACACACUUAAAGUUGUUAACGUUAUAAGUCAGAGGCAUGCUGCGUCAUCUACCAAACAUCACUUUUACAGAACUUUUGAUGACUUGAAAAGAAAUAUUCAGUUUCACUACAUAUGUGAGGGAUGCACAAUUUCUGUAAACAUUGAGGGAGAAAAAGUGGUUUGUCCUAAUUGUCAGUAUUCUUGUAGUGUAGCCGAUCACAUGAAACAGGGGCACUUCUUUAUUGUUUUUCCACUAGAAUCACAAUUAAGGAAUAUGAUGGAACAAGAGGAACUCUUCAGCCAGUUGACUAGGCCUAACAGUGCUGCUCACUCUAGUCCACUGACAGAUAUCACCGAUGGUGAGCUUUACAAGAGGGUUAACAGAAAUAUUGAAGGCCAAUCUGAGCAUCACGUCAAUCUCACACUAACCUUUAGCUGUGACGGGGUACCUGUGUUUAAGAAAUCUUCUUACAGUAUUUGGCCACUUCUCUAUACAGUCAAUGAAUUACCACCUGAUUUGAGAGCAAAACAAGUGAUGUUGGCAGCCUUAUGGUUUGGUCCAUCAAAGCCAAACUGUAACACAUACUUAUCACCAUUUGUGAAAGAAUGCAAUCAAUUGCUUACUCAUGGGUUUGAGUGGAUCAGUGUAAAUGGUAUUCAUGGCCGGUCCAAAGUAUUUCCCUUGGUUGCAAUAUGUGAUUCUGUUGCGAGACCGAUGAUUCAAAAUUUUAAGCAAUUCAAUGGAGAAUUUGGAUGUUCUUACUGUUUUCAAAAAGGUACAGUCGUUGAGAAGGGUCAAGGUCAUGUACGGGUCUAUCCUUUUGAGUCUGAUACUGAAAGCAGAAAUCAUGGUAGCAGCCUAGAUUUUGCUCGAGAGGCUAUAGAAAAUCGCACUACUGUGAAAGGAGUGAAAGGACCGUCUAUUUUGUCCUUGAUCCCAUCAGUUGACCUGAUACAAGGUUGCGUACCUGACUACAUGCACGCCUGUCUUCUUGGUGUUGCAAGAUCUAUGACUUAUAUGUGGGUUGGAAGUGGCAAUCAUGAAAAUCCAUGGUAUGUAGGAAGAUGUAUCCAAGUGAUUGAUCAAAAACUUCACCUUAUUCAACCACCCUCCUGUGUCUCGAGAGUGCCUAGAUCACUGCGAGAGAGAAACUAUUGGAAGGCGCAUGAGUGGUACAUGUGGCUUUUCUACUAUAGCAUCCCAGUGCUUAAAGGGAUCUUACCAGAGUGCUAUCUAAUCCACUGGACACGGUUUGUGAAGGCUUUGGCAUUGCUCUUAACUGAAAGUGUCACCUUGCAACAAAUUCAGGAAAGCAGAUAUCAUGCUUAGGAGAUUUGUGAUGGAAAUGGGGGAUCUCUAUGGUAUACAAAACAUGUCCUAUAAUGUCCAUCUCUCUCUUCACCUUGCACAAAGUGUGCGAAACUGGGGUCCUUUAUGGGCUCAUUCAGCUUUCACAUUUGAGUCAUAUAAUCACAGCCUGCUCAAAAUGAUCAAGAGCACACAAGGGGUCCCUUUGCAGAUUGCUAAAACAUUUCAGUUACAAAAAGGUCUGCCCUUAUAUGCCCAGAAAACACUGUCAAAUGCAUCGUCUGAAUGCAUUUCGGCCUUUGAAGACUUAGUCAGUCCUACACACACCCAGAGUGCAAUAAGGUGUAAAGAGGUCAUUGCACUUGGAGGCAGACAUGAGAAAGUAAGACUUGAGCAAGAUGACUACCUUGCCCUCCACAAUGUAGCUAAUCACAUAGAGAGAGAAUUCUCGUCAGUUACCGUGACAGGGCAGUGAUUAAUGGUGAAGUUACGCACUCUAAAAGACAUUCGAGAGAGAGAAAGAGAAACUCGCAUGUUGUAGUCCUCACAGAUAACAGUAUUUUCAGUGUUGAUAAGUUUGUUGUUGCAGACUUUGGAAGUGGGGAACACUGCUAUGCCAUAGGACAUUAUUUUGAAACAAAGCGACACAGUUUUUUUUGCUUCAUUGUCAAACCCACACCACUUUGUUGCUGUUGGCAAAAAGUUGGGGCAUCUGACAGCUGUUCCAGCUGCAGUUAUUCAGAGAAAGUGUCUCUUUAUGAAUCUUCCAAACCUGAAGGUUAAUUAUGUUUUUAUGUUUUUGAAUCGUAAUGAGUUGACGAAUUGAUAAAAAAAACGAAAGGGGUCAUCGAAUGCAAAACAUUUUUACCCAUGCAGACCAAAUGGUGAAAACACAUUCUUUAUAGAGUUUUCGCUUGUCAAUGAAAUGCUAAAUGAUAGUUAAAAAGAAUAUUGUCUAACUCUGAAUACCUUGACAUGAAUUGUUUGUACUUGUCAAAAUGUCAUGUAAUGAAAUGCCAGUUAAUAAUAGAAAUGUUGUAUUUACUUGUCUGAAUAGUUUGAAAAGAUGAUACUUAAUGUCUGAAUACCUCAAACGCCAAUAUUUAAAAUAGUCAAAAUGUACUGUUUUAUAUAUUAUAUCUGAAUGUCUAUAGUUGGAGAUAUUGUGUCUGUAUUGUGUGAAUACCAAAUAUAGUAUUUUUAGUACAAUAAUUCAGUGUUUUCUUUGUCAUUUUUGACAAAUACAUCCACAAAGUACCAUAACCAUAUGCCACCACUUUAAAAAUGCAUCAGUAUCACAUGCAUGUAUGUUUACAUACAUAUUUGUUUUCCACAUAUUUAAAAUGUAUGUAACAUAUUUAUACUUAAUGUUGUCCAUAUA